Molecule: messenger RNA, 839 nt
Organism: Mytilus trossulus (common blue mussel)
Lineage: Eukaryota; Metazoa; Mollusca; Bivalvia; Mytilida; Mytilidae
Exons: 3
Coding region: 294-839 (181 amino acids)
Source: RefSeq, a predicted model, not a curated record
CCGAAAGAACUUCAAAACCUAACAGACAAGAAAUAACGUAACAUUUACAGAUCUGCAAGUAAAUACGCUGUUAUGUAAAUAUUCUUAUCAGAUAUUAAUGUCCAGGAUCUCUGCAUGGUUAAAGUCUAAUUAGAUGGAAUUCCAACGGUAAAGAUAAUUUGUUAAAUGUAACACGAUAUCCUUUCAAGUCUGUUCGAAUUCUUUUGAACUGUGAAGUAAAUCAAUGUGAUAAAUCACACACCCUAGUAGGAAACAUUGGAGCCGGAAAACGCGCGUUUUCUUUCUUUUAACACAUGAGAGUAUUGUUCAAUCAAAAGUGUUAUUUUGAAAUUUUUCAUUUCAAAUUAUUCUUAAUUAUGAUGGUUUGCGUAAAACUAUCAACAACACCAAGCUUAGACAAUCAAUUCCAACGAAAUGACAAUAUGGAUGGAGAAGAGAUACAGAUUACACAGAAAAGAAAAAGAAAAGAAAGUGAACAAGACAAAACCAGACCUGAAUUGAAAGAGCAGAAGAAAGGCAAAAAAGGAAAUACGAAGAACAUGACAACUAGACGCACCAUAUAUAGCUCAUAUGUAUAUGGCUGUAUAUGUCAAAAGAAACAGAUAUUGUAUUCUAUAAUACAGGAAUUAAAAGAAAUCAUUUUCUUUUUUGAGUUGAUUUGUUACAUACAUGAGUUAUCAUAUUUGUUGUGGCUAUUUUACAUAGCAGUUGAACAACAUAUGGUUUCAACAGCAACAGUACAAUUAUGUUUUAUUCAAAAUAAUAUGCAUGCUUUAUUAUGUAAUUUUCAAGAAUUUAAAUUUUCUACCUGUGCUGUACUGACAUUAAACAGUUUGUAG